This is a messenger RNA of Lipotes vexillifer (Yangtze River dolphin), 4581 nucleotides long. It is a transcript of the gene NCOA2, whose product is annotated as nuclear receptor coactivator 2. Bases 77 to 4471 code for a protein of 1464 amino acids. Lineage: Eukaryota; Metazoa; Chordata; Mammalia; Artiodactyla; Lipotidae. The record is from RefSeq and is a predicted model, not a curated record. Gene Ontology annotation, cellular component: nucleus. The transcript has 22 exons. Gene Ontology annotation, biological process: cellular response to hormone stimulus; positive regulation of transcription by RNA polymerase II. Gene Ontology annotation, molecular function: nuclear receptor binding; protein dimerization activity.
AUUUCUCUUGGAUUUGGCUGCAACUUUAUAGAUCUUCUGCACUGUGUACAGGCACAGUUGCUGAUAUGUGUUCAAGAUGAGUGGGAUGGGAGAAAAUACCUCUGACCCAUCCAGGGCAGAGACAAGAAAGCGUAAGGAAUGUCCUGACCAGCUUGGACCCAGCCCCAAGAGGAGCACUGAGAAACGUAAUCGUGAACAGGAAAAUAAAUAUAUUGAAGAACUUGCAGAGCUGAUUUUUGCUAAUUUUAACGAUAUAGACAACUUUAACUUCAAACCUGACAAAUGUGCAAUCUUAAAAGAAACUGUGAAGCAAAUUCGUCAGAUCAAAGAACAAGAGAAAGCAGCAGCCGCCAACAUAGAUGAAGUGCAGAAGUCAGACGUGUCAUCUACCGGGCAGGGUGUCAUCGACAAGGAUGCACUAGGGCCUAUGAUGCUUGAGGCCCUUGAUGGGUUCUUCUUUGUAGUGAACCUGGAAGGCAACGUUGUGUUUGUUUCAGAGAAUGUGACACAGUACCUAAGGUAUAACCAGGAAGAGCUGAUGAACAAAAGCGUAUAUAGCAUCCUGCAUGUUGGGGACCACACUGAAUUCGUCAAAAACCUGCUGCCAAAGUCCAUAGUGAACGGGGGAGCUUGGUCUGGCGAACCUCCCAGGCGGAACAGCCAUACUUUCAAUUGUCGGAUGCUGGUAAAACCUUUACCUGAUUCAGAAGAGGAAGGUCAUGAAAACCAGGAAGCACAUCAGAAAUAUGAAACUAUGCAGUGCUUUGCUGUCUCUCAACCAAAGUCCAUCAAAGAAGAAGGAGAAGAUUUGCAGUCCUGCUUGAUUUGUGUGGCUAGAAGAGUCCCCAUGAAGGAGAGACCAGUUCUUCCCUCAUCAGAAAGUUUCACUACUCGCCAGGAUCUCCAAGGCAAGAUCACGUCCCUGGACACUAGCACCAUGCGGGCAGCCAUGAAGCCAGGCUGGGAGGACCUGGUGAGGAGGUGCAUCCAGAAGUUCCACGCGCAGCACGAAGGGGAGUCUGUGUCUUAUGCUAAGAGGCAUCACCAUGAAGUGCUGAGACAGGGAUUGGCAUUCAGUCAGAUCUAUCGUUUUUCCUUGUCCGACGGCACUCUUGUGGCUGCACAAACGAAGAGCAAGCUCAUCCGUUCUCAGACUACUAACGAACCUCAGCUUGUGAUAUCUUUACAUAUGCUGCACAGAGAGCAGAAUUUGUGUGUAAUGAACCCGGAUCUGACUGGACAAGCGAUGGGGAAGCCAUUGAAUCCAAUUAGCUCUAGCAGCCCUGCCCAUCAGGCCAUGUGCAGUGGGAACCCAGGUCAGGACAUGACCCUAAGUAGCAAUAUAAAUUUCCCCAUGAACGGCCCAAAGGAACAAAUGGGCAUGCCCAUGGGCAGGUUUGGUGGUUCCGGGGGAAUGAACCACGUGUCGAGCAUGCAGGCAACCACUCCUCAGGGUAGUAACUAUGCACUCAAAAUGAACAGCCCCUCACAAAGCAGCCCGGGCCUGAAUCCAGGACAGCCCAGCUCCAUGCUCUCACCGAGGCAUCGCAUGAGCCCUGGGGUGGCCGGAAGCCCUCGAAUCCCUCCCAGUCAGUUUUCCCCCGCAGGAAGCUUGCAUUCCCCCGUGGGAGUUUGCAGCAGCACAGGAAAUAGCCAUAGCUACACCAACAGUUCCCUCAACGCGCUGCAGGCCCUCAGCGAGGGGCACGGGGUCUCACUGGGGUCGUCGCUGGCUUCACCGGACCUCAAAAUGGGCAACUUGCAAAACUCCCCGGUGAAUAUGAAUCCUCCCCCGCUCAGCAAGAUGGGAAGCUUAGACUCCAAAGACUGUUUCGGACUUUACGGGGAGCCCUCGGAAGGUCCAGCCGGGCCAGCAGAGAGCAGCUGCCACCCGGGGGAGCAGAAGGAUGCCAGCGAGGCCGGCCUGCCCCAGGCCGGGAGCGGCGAGAGGCCUGACGGGCAGGGCAGACUGCAUGACGGCAAGGGGCAGACCAAACUCCUGCAGCUGCUAACCACCAAAUCCGACCAGAUGGAGCCUUCGCCCUUGCCUGGCGCUCUGUCGGACACCAACAAGGACUCCACAGGCAGCUUGCCUGGCUCUGGGUCGACGCACGGAACCUCGCUCAAGGAGAAGCAUAAGAUUUUGCACAGACUCCUGCAGGACAGCAGUUCCCCCGUGGACUUGGCGAAGCUCACAGCGGAAGCCACGGGCAAAGAGCUGAACCAGGAGGCCAGCAGCACAGCUCCUGGGUCUGAGAUGACUGUUAAGCAGGAGCCAGUGAGCCCCAAGAAGAAAGAGAAUGCACUGCUUCGCUACCUGCUCGAUAAGGAUGAUACUAAAGAUAUCGGUUUACCAGAAAUCACCCCCAAACUGGAGCGACUGGACAGUAAGACAGACCCUGCCAGUAACACGAAAUUAAUCACUAUGAAAACUGAGAAGGAGGAGAUGCGCUUUGAGCCCAGUGACCAGCCUGGCAGUGAGCUGGACAACUUGGAGGAGAUUUUGGAUGAUUUGCAGAAUAGUCAAUUACCACAGCUUUUCCCAGACACGAGGCCCGGCGCCCCUGCUGGAUCGGUUGACAAGCAAGCCAUCAUCAAUGACCUCAUGCAACUCACAGCCGAGAGCAGCCCUGUUACACCUGUUGGAGCCCAGAAAACAGCAUUGCGAAUUUCACAGAGCACUUUUAAUAACCCACGACCAGGGCAACUGGGCAGGUUAUUGCCAAACCAGAAUUUACCACUUGACAUCACAUUGCAAAGCCCAACUGGUGCUGGACCUUUCCCACCAAUCAGAAACAAUAGUCCCUACUCAGUGAUACCUCAGCCAGGAAUGAUGGGUAAUCAAGGGAUGAUAGGAAACCAAGGAAAUUUAGGGAACAGUAGCACAGGCAUGAUUGGUAGUAAUGCUGCCCGGCCCACCCUGCCAUCUGGGGAAUGGGCACCUCCGAGUUCCGCUGUGAGAGUCACCUGUGCUGCUACCACCAGUGCCAUGAACCGGCCGAUCCAAGGAGGUAUGAUUCGGAACCCAACAGCCAGCAUCCCCAUGAGACCCAACAGCCAGCCUGGCCAAAGACAGAUGCUUCAGCCUCAGGUCAUGAAUAUAGGGCCAUCUGAAUUAGAGAUGAACAUAGGGGGACCUCAGUAUAGCCAACAACAAGCGCCUCCAAAUCAGACCGCUCCCUGGCCUGAAAGCAUCCUGCCGAUAGAACAGGCACCGUUUGCCAGCCAGAACAGGCAGCCGUUUGGCAACUCUCCAGAUGACUUGCUGUGUCCACACCCUGCAGCGGAGUCUCCGAGUGACGAAGGCGCUCUCCUGGACCAGCUGUACUUGGCCUUGCGGAACUUUGAUGGCCUGGAGGAGAUUGACAGAGCUCUGGGGAUACCCGAGCUGGUCAGCCAGAGCCAAGCCGUGGAUCCAGAGCAGUUCCCAAGUCAGGAUUCCAACAUCCUUCUGGAGCAGAAGGCCCCUGUGUUCCCACAGCAGUAUGCAUCUCAGGCACAAAUGGCCCAAGGCAGCUACACUGCCAUGCAGGAUCCAAGCUUCCACACCAUGGGGCAGCGGCCGAGCUACGCCACGCUCCGUGUGCAGCCCAGACCCGGCCUCAGGCCCACGGGCCUGGCGCAGACCCAGCCCAACCAGCUGAGGCUUCAGCUGCAGCAUCGCCUCCAAGCACAGCAGAAUCGCCAGCCACUCAUGAAUCAGAUCAGCAAUGUUUCAAACGUGAACCUGACUCUGAGGCCUGGAGUACCCACACAGGCACCUAUUAACGCACAGAUGCUGGCCCAGAGACAGAGGGAAAUCCUGAACCAGCAUCUUCGACAGAGACAAAUGCAUCAGCAGCAGCAAGUUCAGCAGCGAGCUCUGAUGAUGAGAGGACAGGGGCUGAACAUGACGCCCAGCGUGGUGGCUCCUAGUGGUGUGCCGGCAACUAUGAGCAGCCCCCGGGUCCCCCAGGCAAACGCACAGCAGUUUCCCUUCCCUCCGAGCUACGGAAUAAGUCAGCAGCCUGAUCCAGGCUUUGCUGGGGCCACCGCACCCCAAAGCCCUCUGAUGUCGCCCCGGCUAGCACACACGCAGAGCCCCAUGCUGCAGCAGUCCCAGACGAACCCAGCCUACCAGGCCUCCUCGGACAUGAACGGUUGGGCGCAGGGGAGCAUGGGCGCAAACAGCAUGUUUUCGCAGCAGUCCCCUCCACACUUUGGACAGCAAGCAAACACCAGCAUGUACAAUAACAAUAUGAACAUCAAUGUAUCCAUGGCGACCAACACAGGUGGGAUGAGCAACAUGAACCAGAUGACCGGACAGAUCAGCAUGACCUCAGUGACCUCCGUGCCUACGUCAGGGCUGUCCUCCAUGGGUCCCGAGCAGGUUAACGAUCCUGCUCUCAGAGGAGGCAGCCUUUUCCCAAGCCAGCUGCCUGGAAUGGAUAUGAUUAAGCAGGAGGGAGACGCACCACGGAAAUACUGCUGACACUGAAGGUAGCUGGUUGCUUCUUUCUUCAGCUGACUGGGCUCACUUGCUCAAGAUGCUUACCAGUCUGGAGAGCUGCGUCUAUUUGUUUUGACCCAACCGACCUGCCA